Molecule: messenger RNA, 894 nt
Organism: Periconia digitata
Lineage: Eukaryota; Fungi; Ascomycota; Dothideomycetes; Pleosporales; Periconiaceae
Source: the annotation of a GenBank genome assembly
UAUCACGGUGCGGUUAUUUUGAGUGCUACCAGUCCAACAGUGACAAGAAACAUGGCGCCGAGAACUCAGCCUACAGACGAUGACUGGACUAGCGUUACGGAUGCGAAGAAACGGAAGCAGAUUCAGGAUCGACUUGCACAACGAGCAAGACGCCAACGUCUUCGCGAGGCAAAAAGCAGCACGAAACAGCAGAAACAACAAGAUGAAACUUCUGGGGCAGAUGAAACGCAGGGUGACCAACUCCCGGGUACACAACCGCUACCUGAGCUGUCACAAGGAUUCUCCUCCACACUCUUCGACUUGCCAUCUUUCACGGACAUCGACCUGAAUUUGAUGCCGGAUGAUUUGGACAUUGCCAAAUGUCCAUUGUCAUUGAUGACAAACCAGCUUCAAUCACUGGGAAACUGUUCAGAGGAGAAUGAAGCCAUGCCUCAAACUGUUGUCAACAAAGCAUCGCCCUCUUCGUUAGACUCUUACAGUCUUACGCCGACAACAUCAAAAGUCUCGGGUCUUCUAUCAUCGCUAUACGGGCAGCCGUCAUUUCCCAUGACAGUGUAUACAGCCAUGUACAUAAACGGUGACAUGCUUGGUCUGACAUGUGGAACUAUCAUUCCAUCUCGAUCGAGUCCAUGUGGGCCCGACAUCCCGUUGCCUUUGCAGCCUACCUACAAACAGUUGACCGUUCUCCAUUGUCGAUGGAUAGAUCGGUUUCCCUUUCCCAAGAUGCGGGACAAUAUCAUAAGCCUUGGAGGUCUGGUUGACGACGAAGAGCUGUUGAGAGAUAUGUUCACAAUGCCAUGCUUUGAGAUUGCCCCAGGAAAACUACCAUGGGAUCCCAAGGCUUGGACGCUUUUGAGACCAUUCGCCGAUAAGUGGGGAUACUUGUUUCUAUGA